AUGGCAUACAGCAAAUCAGUGGGAGAGUACCAAAUGCGCAUGGAUGAGCUCAGAGCACACGGUCCAGCAGCACAUGCCGAUUUGCUAGCUAAGGAACCGAAGACUUGGUGUCUUGCUUUCUUCAGUAGAAAUGCAAGGUCUGCUAAUGUGUGCAACAGCUUGUCUGAAAGCUUCAAUAGGACAAUCAAAGGAGCAAAAGAGCUGCCUCUGAUAAAUAUGCUGGAGACAAUAAGGAGUCAGGCUAUGUCUCGUAUUGCACACAGGUUGAAGAAAGCUAAGGCAUGCAUAAUAGCUUUUCCACACAAGAUCAGCGAUAUAUUAGAAGCAAAUAGAGAGGAUAGCAAGGAUUUUUCUGUACUUACUAGUUCAGACAACUUGUUUGAGGUUUUGUUGUAUGGUUGCAGCUAUGAGGUAUCUCUUCGUCUUUGUCAUUGUGUUUGCAGAGAUUGGGACCUGACUGACAUUCCAUGUUCACACGUCAUAAGAGUCAUCAACGAAAACCACCAACAACCAGAAAACCAUGUUGAUAACUACUACAAGACUGAAGUUUGGAUAGCAACCUACCAAAAAAACAUAAAACCUGUUAAUAGAGAGCUAUAUUGGGAGAAGACUCACAAGGAACCAAUUGGAGUUCCCGGUUUCAGGAAGAUGCCAGGAAGACCUAAGAAAAAGAGGAUCAAAUCUGCACAUGAGUCUCCUUCCAAGCCAAACCGAGUCACCAGACAUGUCAGAAGAAUGACAUGUGGAAACUGCAAGCAGGUGGGACAUAACCAACUGGGUUGCAAAAAUCCAACUUUUGUGGUUCAAGGACCAACUCGCAAGCGUGGAAGACCUCGGAAGAUAGAUGAUGGUGUAUCUAAUCCUCGGCCAAGGAAAAAACACACCACUACUACACCUCAGUCACAGCCUUCUGUUCCACUAUCUACACCUCAAUCACAAUCCUCCACCGUGGCUCCCUCAACUGCACCUGCACCAGCAACAGCGGCUUCAUCUUCUUCUACAGCACCUCCUGGCCAUGGACGUGGCCGUCGUGGUUGA
Molecule: messenger RNA, 1038 nt
Organism: Eutrema salsugineum
Lineage: Eukaryota; Viridiplantae; Streptophyta; Magnoliopsida; Brassicales; Brassicaceae
Exons: 3
Coding region: 1-1038 (345 amino acids)
Molecular function (GO): zinc ion binding
Source: RefSeq, a predicted model, not a curated record